Messenger RNA from Capra hircus (goat), 1770 nucleotides. RefSeq names its product MYC binding protein (gene MYCBP). Gene Ontology annotation, cellular component: nucleus. Gene Ontology annotation, biological process: regulation of DNA-templated transcription. The transcript is spliced from 5 exons. NCBI's taxonomy places the organism in Eukaryota, Metazoa, Chordata, Mammalia, Artiodactyla, Bovidae. The record is from RefSeq and is a predicted model, not a curated record. Gene Ontology annotation, molecular function: transcription coactivator activity. The coding region runs from base 196 to 576 and encodes 126 amino acids.
ACCAAAUCUUGGCAAGGACCGGAAGAGGAAGGAGAGGCGAGGCUUCGCUAACCAGAGGGGCGGGUGCACGCAGCCUCCCUCGGCUCAUCUCGCUAUGGGGCAUUCAGAGCGUCCUGGUCGCCAUGAAAACAGGCCACACCCCGGCGAUCCCGGCCCGGGGAUCCCAAGUGCGCAGGCGCCCGUGCCCUUCCGCGCAUGAGCAGUGCUGCUCCGAGCCCGCCAGCCACGGUCUCCGGCGCCAGCUACGCCGCUGCCGCUGUCACUAUGGCCCAUUACAAAGCCGCCGACUCGAAGCGCGAGCAGUUCCGGAGGUACUUGGAGAAGUCGGGGGUGCUGGACACGCUGACCAAGGUAUUGGUAGCCUUAUAUGAAGAACCAGAGAAACCUAAUAGUGCUUUGGAUUUUUUAAAGCAUCACUUAGGAGCUGCUACCCCAGAAAAUCCAGAAAUAGAGCUGCUUCGCCUAGAAUUGGCAGAAAUGAAAGAGAAAUAUGAAGCUAUUGUAGAAGAAAAUAAAAAACUGAAAACAAAGCUUGCUCAGUAUGAACCACCUCAGGAGGAGAAACGUGCUGAAUAGGAUUCUUCUCAGUUGAAAAGACACUGAAAACAAUGGUUUUGUAUGACUCGAAUAGUUUGUACAGUAUAUAAUCUUUUCUGAACAGAUGCUAUAGCACUCUUUUAAAUAUGUUAAAUUCACCUAUCACACGUUAACUGUUAUAAACACAUAUACUUAGAAUCACCAAUAAAAACUCAGUAUAACUUUCUUUGGGUCUUAAAAAAGCAGGAGAAUCAAAAGUGAAUCCUGGAAAGAAAAAAAAAAUCUAUAAACACAGCCAUCGAAUUCAUUACCUUAAAAGACAUUCUAUCAGUCUGACUAGGAAUGAUGGUACCGGUUGUAUUUUAGCCAAGGAAGUUUAUUAGUACAGAGCUAUUCCUUGGUUUAGCUCAGGAUUAUGAGCACAGGUACAGUCAUUCUUUAAAAUGAAGAUGACACUGUUGUUUUAUAUUCUCUGUAGGCAGCUGGAGAGAUCUGUGUGAUACACGAUGCUGUUUCAUGGGGGUCUCAUGAAUCUUCUGCUCUCGUUUAUAUUAGCUGGAACGAAUGACUCUUUGCCACCACUUUGCCUUAGAUAACUGUGUGUGCCAGUGUGAACUCUGACACCACCUUUCCUUCUAUGCAAUCAUGCCCUAUCUGAUAAUGUUGCCUUGCUUUACUGUGCUUCCCUGGGUCCCAGUUGCACAUUGACCUUUCUGUGUUGUUUUUCAAUUUCCUGUAAUAGCAGUUACCCUGAUUGUAAUUUAUAUAAACUUAAAGAGGAUCACACUGUUCCCCUGCCUUACUUAGUUGCUUAGCGGGACACAGAACAGAGGCAAUAUAAAAUUCUGGGUUCACGCACAAGCCUGGAUGACAAGGGGAAUGAGCCAUAUAUUGUGGAAAAUUAUAGUUCGUGGGUAUAAUUAUACAGUGCUUUUUUCCCUCAAAGUAUUUUUCUAGCUUUGAAUUCAUUUUAUCUUCAUUAUCCCUGUGAAGUAGGUAGGCAAGUGUGAGGGGAGGUGGGGUGCUGAAUCUGUAGGCCAAAGACUGAUGUGAAUACCAGUUAUUCACCAAUUGUAGAACCUGGGGCACAUUAGUUAAUUGCUCCAAGAUUCACUUUCCUCACCUGUUAAAUGAAAAUAUCUGUGCUGCCUACCUCACAGGGUUGUUGUGAGGGUCAAAUGGAAUGUAUGUGAAAGAUUUGUAAAUGGUAAAGCACUAUAUUCUUGUUUGUUA